UCCACGAGCUAUAUGCGCGUGCAGAUCCCGCCCUCCCUUCCUCUCGCGACUUGACUCCAGCUGCUGCAGUCGGCCUGCCUGUCUGCCUCCGAGCCUGCUGUGAGUUGGAGGGGAGAAGCCGUCGAGGGAGAGCGAGCAAGGGGGGGAAGUGUGUGCGUGUGUGCGGGUCCCAAACUGGAAACCUUUACCAACAAGCGCACACCCGCACGACUGAGACCGAGUCGAAAGACCCCCAGAUGGGUUGUUGUCACUACUUUCCAGAGAGCUGUGAAACCCGCCACGGAGACCCUGAAACUUGUGUGUGUGUUUUUUUCUGUCCUUUUUCUUCUUCUUCUUCUGUGGUAGCGGCAGCGCUGUUGCGCCGCACCGACUGCUCUGUUACUUGAGAGGAUUCACUGGUCGGAGCAGCGUUGCGCAUUGGCCCCGCUUUAUAUCCACCGUUCAUCCCGAGGGAAGAGGAGCAGCGAACAACUCUCGUUCUUCUUCCACCUUGUUGCAGAGAGAAGUCCUUUUUCAAAGUGUCAUUUCCCCCUCGUCCUGAGUGGGAUGCGACCGCUGCUGUAGGACCCCGCGGGUGGACAGUUUUUUUCCUCAAGAAGUUUCCCAACAAGCUUUCGGACAGAAGAAGUCAGAAAAUGUCCACGUCGAGGUUCAAAAAGGAUAAAGAAAUCAUCGCGGAUUACGAGAGUCAAGUCAAAGAGAUCCGGGCCCAGUUGGUGGAACAGCAGAAAUGUCUGGACCAGCAGACGGAGAUGAGGGUCCAGCUGCUGCAGGACCUCCAGGAUUUCUUCAGGAAGAAGGCCGAGAUUGAGAUGGAAUACUCCAGAAACCUGGAGAAACUGGCCGAACGCUUCAUGGCUAAGACGCGCAGCACCAAGGAUCACCAGCAGUACAAGAAGGACCAGAACUUGCUGUCCCCAGUUAACUGUUGGUACCUGCUGCUGAACCAGGUGAGGAGGGAGAGUAAGGACCACGCGACACUGAGUGACAUCUACCUCAACAACGUCAUCAUGAGGUUCAUGCAGAUCAGUGAGGACUCCACACGGCUCCUCAAGAAGAGCAAGGAAAUAGCCUUUCAGCUCCAGGAAGACUUGAUGAAGGUCCUGAAUGAGCUAUACACAGUGAUGAAGACCUACCACAUGUACCACUCGGAGAGCAUCAGCGCCGAGGGCAAGCUGAAGGAGGCGGAGAAGCAAGAGGAGAAGCAGAUCGGCCGGGGGGAGCAGGUCUUCAGCAUCCGACUGGAAGACAAAUACCAGAGACGCAGCUCUGUGAAGAAGAUCGAGAAGAUGAAAGAGAAGCGCCAAGCCAAGUACUCCGAGAACAAGCUGAAGUCGAUCAAAGCGCGGAACGAGUACCUCCUGACGCUGGAAGCGUCGAACUCCUCCGUUUUCAAAUACUACAUCCACGACUUGUCGGACCUCAUUGACUGCUGUGAUUUGGGUUACCACGCCAGUCUGAACCGGGCCCUGCGCACCUACCUGUCGGCCGAAUACAACCUUGAGACGUCGCGUCACGAGGGUCUGGACAUCAUAGAGAACGCUGUGGACAGUCUGGACCCACGGAGUGACCGGCAGAGGUUCAUGGAGAUGUUCCCGACGGCCUUCUGCCCACCGCCAAAAUUUGAGUUCCAGUCUCAUAUGGGUGACGAGGUGUGUCAGCUCUCAGUGCAGCCACCGGUGAACGGAGAGCUCAUCCUGAGGUUCCAGCAGCUUCAGUCUCGCCUGGCUACCCUGAACAUAGAGAACGAAGAGAUCAAGAAGACGUCGGAAGCCACCCUGACCACGAUCCAGGACAUGGUGACCAUUGAGGACUACGACGUGUCCGAGUGCUUCCACCACAGCCGAUCGACGGAGUCGGUCAAGUCCGCGGUGUCGGAGACGUACCUCAGCAAGCCCAGCAUCGCCAAGAGGAGGGCCAACCAGCAGGAGACGGAGCAGUUCUACUUCGUGAAAUUCCGGGAGUUUCUGGAGGGCAGUAAUCUCAUCUCCAAACUGCAGGCCAAACACGACUUGCUGAAGAGGACGCUCGGUGAAGGCCACAGAGCUGACUACAUGACCACAAGACAUCCCAAUGGGCCAUUCAGAACCCUCACCGGCACCCGGCGGGCUAGACCCCGCUCUGUUUUUAAUGUUAGGUUAUUUAAUGGCAAUUUGGAGUCAUUUAUCAAGGACUCUGGACAGGCUAUUCCCCGUGUGGUAGAAAGCUGUAUUCGCUGCAUAAAUUUGUACGGCCUCCAACAUCAAGGAAUAUUUCGUGUAUCUGGAUCCCAGCUGGAAGUCAAUGACAUCAAGAACUCUUUUGAAAGAGGAAAUGACCCCCUGACGGACGAUGAGAACGGCCAUGACAUCAACUCGGUGGCUGGCGUUCUCAAGCUUUACUUCCGUGGUCUGGAAAACCCUCUUUUCCCCAAAGAGAGGUUCAAUGAUCUGCUGUCCUCCAUCAGAAUAGAAAACCUGCACGAAAGAGCGCUGUACAUCCGGAAGAUCCUUCUGACCAUCCCCAGAUCCGUCCUCGUCGUCAUGCGCUACCUCUUCUCCUUCCUCAACCACCUGUCCCAGUACAGUGACGAGAACAUGAUGGACUCGUACAACCUGGCCAUAUGCUUCGGCCCCACGCUCAUGCCCACGCCAGACAGCCUGGACCAGGUCUCCUGCCAGGCCCACGUCAACGAGAUCAUCAAGACCAUCAUCAUCCAACACGAGACCAUCUUUCCUGACGCCAAAGAACUGGAAGGGCCCAUGUAUGAGAAGUGCAUGGCUGGAGGAGACUAUUGUGAGAGCCCCUACAGUGAGCACGGAGCACUGGAGGAAGUAGAAAACGAGGGAGGGGCAGAGACGCACACCAGUGAGGACGAGGGCGAGCCCAUUGAAGCCAUCGCCAAGUUUGACUACGUCGGGCGCUCAUCCCGAGAGUUGUCCUUCAAGAAGGGCGCCUCGCUGCUGCUGUACCAGCGGGCCUCCGAAGACUGGUGGGAGGGACGGCACAACGGCAUCGAUGGCCUGGUGCCACAUCAGUACAUUGUGGUCCAAGAUAUAGACGACAGCUUCUCAGACACUCUGAGUCAGAAGGCCGACCGCGAGGCCAGCAGCGGCCACACCGGGGACGAUAAAUGCCUGGGAAAGGACAUCGGCUCGCGCUCCGACACCCGGAUCUCUGAGGCCUAUAUCAGCAGCAGGCACAAGAAAAGAUCGGAGCCGCCAUCCCGGCGGCCCCCGGCCCGGCCCAACGACGUCCACUGCAUGGCGCAUCCCUCCCAGCACGGCCACGGGGGACACGCGGGCCCCCCGGAGACGGGCUCCCCAGUUCUCGGCCACUUCAGCCCACGGGACGUGCUGCGGAGCCGCGGCCACGUGCCCACGGACAGCCCCGAGCGCCGCCACCGCACCGGCCACGGCGGCCUGGCCAACGUCAGCCGCAACGAGUCGCUGAAGAAGACGGAGAGCCCUCCGAUCCGCCGCUCCACCUCCUCGGGCCAGUACGCCGGCUUCACCGACGGCCACCACCACCACCACGGGGGCAAGUCCCUGGAUCCGGAGACCAUCGCACAGGACAUAGAAGAGACCAUGAACACUGCUCUGAAUGAGCUGCGUGAGCUGGAGCGUCAGAGCUCGGCGAAGCACGCCCCCGACGUGGUGCUGGACACCCUGGAGCAGCGGCAGACGUCCGGCGGCGGCGGCGGGGGGGGGGGUCCCACGCCGGCCAGCUCCAGCGAGUCCCUGAGCCCCAUCCACGGCAUCACGCUGAGGUCCACCGCCCACACCGAGCCCCCCAUCCGCCGCAGCACCAGCUCCUCCAGCGACGCCAUGAGCACGUUCAAGCCUCUGGUCGCCCCCCGCAUGGGGGUGCAACUCAAACCCCCCGCCUUGAGGCCCAAGCCCACGCUGCUGCCCAAGUCCAGCCAGGCCUCCCUGCCGCCGGCGCCGUCUGCUCAGGACCCUCUGGACAAGUCCUGCACCAUGUAACUCUGGGACGGGGACGAGGGACGGCAAACGGAGAAACGAUGGAUGUCCAGGAGGCUGCGAAAAAUUCUCCCCCGCGUCUCGUCUUCAGACGGACGACGUGUCGGAGCGUCGGCCGGACAACGCUUCUGUCUCGUUGGCGUUCACAGUGAUGUGUCAUUAUGCUUAGUUUAAUACGAUCUAACACAUGUCUUUUUCUUUUCUUUUCUUUUUUAAAAAAAUAUAUUCAAACCACAAAUCACAACGGCUUCCUUCAAGGUUUAAGAGAAACGCGCCCGAGUUAGUUCAGUCUAGACUCCCGGAGCGUGGCGCUCCACUGUUGAACCACUGGACCGGAGCGGGAGGCGUUCUCUAGACGAUGUACUUUCCUUUCUUUCUUUCUUUCUUUGCUCUUUGCGGCCCAUCGAAGGCGUCGUUGCACGGCCGUUGAGACGCAACUGGUUUCACAUGUUAAAAGGUAUGACAACGCUGCUGUGACUAGCUGGGCAGAAAUGGUGUGAAGGGCGGACCGACUCCGGGCCGGAGGAGCCCUCGAUACUUUCAUAGAUGAUAGAAGGGACGAGCAGCUUCCUUCACUCGCGUGUACACUCUGCUACUUCCUUUGGCCAGGCAAAUGUACAAAGAUCACCUCUGUGCUGGAUUCGCUCACAUUAAUUGUAACAUGCUUCCACCUGGCCUGGAUGAGAUGUGACUUGGAUAAAACCACUACUUCAUUAUGAACUGCGUUUGCAUUUGAUGCAUUCUUGACUCCCUGCGUCAGUAACUCACGAUGCAGCUGUAACGUACGCCUCGCGGUAACUUAUGCCUUUGCAUCCGUACAAGAAAUGGUGGAGCAGCGUGAAAAAAAAAAUAUGAUGACCAAUCAUCUCCUACCUUCAGUAUAUAUACGACACAUAAUGCGAUAUUACACGCCACAGCUUCUUUUUGCGCUUUGCUUUGCUCGAUCUGCCCAAAGACACGACCGUACGAGGAGACGGCAUGGAUGUGACCCCUCCAUAUGGAUGUGUGUAUAUAUAUAUAUAUAUAUAUACACACACAAUGUCGGCGUACUUCCUGUUGACUCAUGUUGGCGCCCUGUGCUGCCGGUAGCCAUGGCCCUCAUGACUGUUGGUGUGAAUGUCCCCCGGCUCCCUCCGCCUCUGCUUCAUGAUCAGGGGAGAAGCUCCGCCAUGUCGGUUUGUGUGCUGCUCUCACGGAUACGGAGUCUUUUCUCCGGGGAUGAUGACGACGCCUCUAAAUGCCGAGGUGGAGGAAGUCUCUGAUAAAGUGUGUGUGUGUCGAUCGAGUCGUACUUUAAAAUGCAAUAGCCCCGUAACGUAUGUGCCAGACUUGCACACCCUCGGCUGCGUCUUCUUCCAAAGUCGCGGUCGUGCAGCAGAAGCGCGUCCUUUGUUCUUCUCACAACACAGAAGACUUGGUUUGCAAUGAAUGAGCGAUGCUCUCUAACAGCAGGUUUACACUCUCUUUGACUUGACAGAUAAUGUGUGUGUGUAUAAUAGACAAAAGAUGAUUCAUUUCUGACUUACUAACUUUCAUUAUUUUUGUAAUAUUUGUUUUGUGUUUCUGGGUAGAAGCGACUUGGAGAAAAUGAUGUAGAAUAAAUAUCCAGCGUCGCCGUAUAGAUCCAGAUGUAAAAACACAAAAGAGCAAAGUGCUUCUGUCCCGUUGUCGUCAACGGUUCUGCAGGCGGGGAGCUGCUCCGUGGGGGCCGCACACCGGGAGCAUGGACUUGUGAAAGUGCCUUUGAACAUGUUUUAGAGGAACUUCAGACAUUCUGUACUGGUGCAUUUUCAUGACAGAUGCUGUGUUGUUGUUGUUUUUGUUUAGGUUUUUUUUGGAGAAGUUGCAGUGCAGGAAGAACGUGAAUAAGUAAAGAUGCCAUUUUCCAAACAGUUAUAUGAUGGAAUGAAUAAUAAAUAAACAGCUUACCCAUUG
Molecule: messenger RNA, 5897 nt
Organism: Pseudoliparis swirei
Lineage: Eukaryota; Metazoa; Chordata; Actinopteri; Perciformes; Liparidae
Gene: srgap1a
Product: SLIT-ROBO Rho GTPase activating protein 1a
Exons: 22
Coding region: 636-3965 (1109 amino acids)
Biological process (GO): signal transduction; negative regulation of cell migration
Cellular component (GO): cytoplasm
Molecular function (GO): protein binding
Source: RefSeq, a predicted model, not a curated record